Molecule: messenger RNA, 753 nt
Organism: Microthlaspi erraticum
Lineage: Eukaryota; Viridiplantae; Streptophyta; Magnoliopsida; Brassicales; Brassicaceae
Source: the annotation of a GenBank genome assembly
AUGGUGAACUUGGCGGCUGCACUAAGAUCCUCGAUGCGCAUCAUCGUGGAAUCAACCGGCAGUGUUCAGCACACUGUAGAUAUCGAACCGGGAACCAGAAUCAAUUUCUGGUUACCGAAGAAAACCAGCGAUAAACCGGCCGUGUUACUCAUCCAUGGUUUCGCCGGCGACGGAGUGUUGACGUGGGGGUUACAGGUUCGCUCGUUAUCAAAGAGAUACUCUGUUUAUAUACCGGACUUGCUCUUCUUCGGAGGGUCAUACACCGAUAAACCGGACCGGUCACCGGAGUUUCAAGCCGAGUGUUUGGUUAAGGCUAUGCGUAUCCUCGGCGUGCAUGAGUUUGUCCCUGUCGGGUUUAGCUACGGUGGCGUCGUGGCGUUCAAUAUUGCGGAGUUGCAUGGGGACAUGGUUAAGGCUCUGGUGGUAUCAAGUUCGCCUCCGGUUAUGACGGAUUCGAAUGUGAACCGAUUUGGGUUUAAAUCACUGUCGGAUCUCUUGUUACCCGAGACGGUCGAGGGACUUGAGUUUCUUUUCUCCGUUGCAUUGCAUAAACGCAUUUGGCUCCCAAAACGGCCUUUAAAAGAUUACCUUAAGAUAAUGUUCACAAAUAGGAAAGAAAGAGCUGAACUCCUAGAAGCUUUAGUCAUCAGCAAGGACACUGCAAUCCCUAAUAUUCCUCAGAGAAUACAUCUUUUGUGGGGUGAAAAUGAUCGAUUCUUCGAUCUUGGAUUUCGGAAAGAUGUGCGAAUGUGA